AUGGCAUAUCACCCACCUCUAAAGGACAAACAGUCGCCCGUUGUGAUUGUUGGGGCAGGUGUCUUCGGCCUCAGCAGUGCCAUCCAUCUAGCCAAGAGAGGAUUCACAGAUAUCACUGUCUUUGACCGACAGCCAUACCAUGAGACCCUAUACGACUUCGACAAAGGCUGCGAUGCUGCCUCGGCAGACUGCAACAAGAUCAUCCGUGCUGCAUACGGCGACGAGGUCUGGUACCAGAAUCUGACCUUCAAGGCGAUCGAGGUCUGGGAAUCAUGGAACAAAUCUCUCGCAGAAGAAACCAUAUUGCCGCCCGGGAUGACAAGCAAAGAUCGCAUCUAUGUCAACUGUGGCAAUUAUCAUUUCGGGGACGAAACCGAUGGUCUUAAUGACUUCGAAAAGCUCUCCGUGAACAACAUUACAAAGGCUGGUAAAGGCCCUACACAGUACCUACUGUAUUUUGAUUCAAAGGAGGUGGCACGCGCCAGGGCGGAUGGAUUUAGCUACGCGGUGGAUCCUUUCAACCUCUCCAAAGAUGGAAAGCAUCAAGGUUAUUUGGACAUGAUCGGUGGAUUUGUGUAUGCCGACAAAGCUUGCACUUAUGCACUCCAUCUAGUAAAGAAGCUAGGUGUAAAAUUGGUCCUAGAUAGAGGGGCGGGUAGCUUUGAGAGCUUCCUAGAAGAUCCGACAGGCAAGGUGGUAGGCAUCAAGACUGCGGACGGCAAACAUCACAAGGCCGCCGCGACGGUCGUCGCGUGUGGAGGCUGGACCCCCAGUCUGAUCCCCGAGAUCGAUGGCCUCUGUGAGACCACAGCUGGAUCCAUCGCCAUGAUCCAGAUUCCGGAAGGAUCUCCCCUUCGGGAACGGUUCUCGCCGGACAACUUUCCUGUGUUUCAGUGGAAUACGCGGGCCGGGGAGAAUGGCAAUCUAUAUGGUUUUCCGCUGGAUAGUCGCGGCGUGAUGAAGAUCGGGUACAGAGGAACAAAGUAUACGAAUCCACAACGAGUCCAAUCGGGCCAAGUGCGCAGUAUACCGAUUACGAAGUGGACGUCACCGUUCAUUACCGGAUUGCCAGAGAAGUCCGUCCAGGUCGUUCAGCGCUUUUUGGACAAGUAUCUCCCCGAAUUGAAGCAGAGUGGGAUCGGAAUCUCGCAAACCAGACUGUGCUGGUACACGGACUCGUUUGAUAACCAUUGGGUGAUUGAUGGCAUCCCAGGCAAGGAAGGGGUCAUUGUAGCCACAGGUGGCAGCGGCCACGCUUUCAAGUUCCUACCCUUACUUGGCGAGUUCGUCGCCGACAAGGUGAUGGGAAUCGAGUCCGACAUGCUGCGCAGGUUCCAAUGGCGGAAACCGCCGCAUGGAGAAACGCCUCGUAACCAGCUCAUGAAGGGUUUCAAUGAUGCGAAUGCUCUCCACCGAGUGCGGAUGGUGCCUGACGACGGCAGCCACUAUAGUUCGAAACUCUAG
Messenger RNA from Aspergillus oryzae RIB40, 1464 nucleotides. RefSeq lists its product as uncharacterized. The record is from RefSeq and is a predicted model, not a curated record. Gene Ontology annotation, molecular function: sarcosine oxidase activity; flavin adenine dinucleotide binding. The transcript has 2 exons. The coding region runs from base 1 to 1464 and encodes 487 amino acids. NCBI's taxonomy places the organism in Eukaryota, Fungi, Ascomycota, Eurotiomycetes, Eurotiales, Aspergillaceae.